GUUGAUUUUCUACUUACUAGACUGUUUUCCACUGUUUGCUUUUAAUCAUGCCUGAACUGGCCAAAUCUGCCCCGGCUCCCAAGAAGGGUUCCAAGAAGGCUGUCACCAAGGCGCAAAAGAAAGAUGGCAAGAAGCGCAAGCGCAGCCGCAAGGAGAGCUACUCCAUCUAUGUGUACAAAGUGCUGAAGCAGGUGCACCCGGACACCGGCAUCUCGUCCAAGGCCAUGGGCAUCAUGAACUCGUUUGUCAAUGACAUCUUUGAGCGCAUAGCAAACGAGGCUUCUCGCCUGGCGCAUUACAACAAGCGGUCUACAAUCACAUCGCGGGAGAUCCAGACGUCGGUGCGCCUUCUACUGCCCGGAGAACUGGCCAAGCACGCCGUGUCGGAGGGCACCAAGGCCGUCACCAAGUACACCAGCGCCAAGUAGAGGCCUCCCUGGAUGAGGCGCUCGCUGGCCCCUUUGAUCUUUUAAAGUCUCUUUUAGUGAGUCACCCGCUCAAAUCAGAAGAGAGCUUUGCCACUUGCAUUAGUUUCUAGUUCCUAUUCCAAAGUUACUCCAAGGGUCUUGAAAAGGGUACACUUCAGAAGUUUUAAGCCUUUGUGGUUUUGAGUUCCCCUGUGGGUAUCUGUUUGCAGUUUGCUGCACCCUACUUAGCUUCUUGGAGUUCUUUUUAGACUAGGAUAAUGGAGGUGGGUCUCUGGGCCCGGUUUCCGUGUUCUAGGCUUUUGGGGUACCAUUUACUUGUCGACUUAAAGUGAGAUGGUUUCCUUACCCUGGCGAAUAGAGGGCUCCAGGACACAGCUAAGACUGUGUCGGCGAAUGCUGGGUACCAGCCAUCUACAACUGAAACCGCUCUGUCCCUUUACUUGUGUCCUGGGCACCAGCGGUUACGGGGUACUUAGGGUGGUGUCCCUCUAAUUUACUGAUUUACAAACACGAAUGUUCCACGUUGCUGCCGAUUUGGUAGAAGUCGGUUAUGGUUCUCUAUCAGGCUUUAAAAUCCCUGUUCGAGGCUUGCUUGGUUUGUUUUGUUCUGUUUUUGUUUUUCCUUUUAAUUCUUUGCUUUAACCUCUGCAGUGCCAGAUUACCGCAGGCUACUGCUGCUUCUCUGGGCUCAUGAAGCGAUCUUUCGAAUCCACACACGCAGGAAUUAGCUUUUUCCCUCCUGUCGUGUCUCCAGGAGAAGUUGUCUCAAGUUCCCUUUGCUUUCUUAUUUACACUGUUGCUGAUCAAGCUGGGUCUGACAGUUUUAUACCUCCAGAGCCCACCAGUGCCUCAACCACAGCAGAUGCUACUUUUAAAAUUACUUAUUGAAUUCAUUUUUAUACCACUGCUUUUUUUAAAAUAUAUUUUUAUUAGGUAUUUUCAUUUACAUUUCAAAAGCUAUCCCAAAGUCCCCCUUACCCUCCCCACAACACUCCCCUACCCACCCAUUCUUGGCCCUGGUGUUCCCUUGUACUGAGGCAUAUAAAGUUUGCAAGACCAAGGGGCCUAUAUCACUGCUUUUUAAAAUUACUUAUUGAAUUAAUUUUUAUAUUAAGGCGGGGGUGGCAGAGGCCUUGUCCAUUUGAUGUAUGUGAAGACACGUUGGAAAGGAAAUGUUUUGGGGAUUUUUUUCCCAAAUUUGUCUUUAGUUAUCGUUACUGUGGUAGCUGUUCUUGGUUCUUAGCCCAAGCAGCUGGGUGCACCUGUGAGGGAUUUAUUUUUUCUUAGUUCCAUAAUUUGAAAUGAGAAGAACCAUUUUUAAUCUGGUUCUUUCCCACCUUUAAUCUGGGCCACGCCAGCUGGCAGCUUCUAUUAAGGACAUGGAAGAAGGAAGCUUGUUCUUUGCCUGCUUGCUGGAGAUGGCAAGUCUGUUCCUGAACUGGCAUUAGAGCCCUACUUACUUGGGAUUCUGCCAUACACUGAAGACCGGCUGAGACACCCAGCCUUGUGGACUGAACAACUACUGGAUUAUUGGACCUUCCGUUGGGUGACAGCCAUUGAACCCCAGCCAUUGAACUCCAGUAAGCCAUGUGUUUGUGUUCGAGUGUGUGUGUGUGUUUACUAGGGACUGGCCGUAAUAGUUCCCUUAAUUUUGACAAUUUAGAGGAAGCUCUUGGGUUUGUAUUAAAUGGAGCAUUGGCCUUUGGGAGAGAGACAUUUUACUGCCACCAUCCCCAUUCUUAAUUUUUCUAUCCUCUACUAAGAUGAACUUCCAAUUUACAAUUGUCCCAAUCAUUUACAUUUCAGAGGGUCUACAGGAUAGGUAGGUUAUGGAGCGAAUAGUGAAGGUAGUAGAAGCUAAAUAGGGAGGUCCGUAGGCCAACCCCUGCACCAAUACCAUCCACUCUUGUCUCCUACCUGAAGACAACGGCCUUGGUUUUCUUUUGUGGGGAGUGUAGCAUACUGAGUUUUUCCUUUGAAGUCUUGAUUUUGUUGGUGAAGAUUCUUGAUGGUCUGAUUGCUUUCUCAAUUCUGCUUUGUGGUAAGGGUUAUUGGAGCUGAUUGCAGGAGCUUUGUGGAUCCAAAAGAGAGUUCCAAACAUUGUCAUAGAUCGAAUAAAUCCAUUCACUGCAUGUGCAUUUUCAAGUGGGUAGACACUGUUAUUAUUAUUAAUAAAGUUACCGAUUAGUUUCAAA
Molecule: messenger RNA, 2623 nt
Organism: Mus musculus (house mouse)
Lineage: Eukaryota; Metazoa; Chordata; Mammalia; Rodentia; Muridae
Gene: H2bc21
Product: H2B clustered histone 21
Exons: 1
Coding region: 48-428 (126 amino acids)
Cellular component (GO): chromosome; nucleoplasm; nucleus
Molecular function (GO): protein heterodimerization activity; structural constituent of chromatin; DNA binding
Source: RefSeq, marked validated